AGCUGGAAAUAUUGAUCAAACUUUGUCAUCAAAAGCCCGACUAGAUUUUCAAGCCCACGUUUGGUCUCCAGCUUUAUUUAGGGCUUCUUCUUCUUGUUCAACCGCAAUAGAUCAGAGGAAACGAAAACAAGGGUUUUCGAUUGCAGAUUGAAACAGUUAAACUCCAAACGUCAGAGCUUUAGGAAGAUGGACAUUGGUAAAGCCUUACCUGCAUCAAAGGAAGGUGAGUCUCAGAUGAUCGUGAUGAUGGGUAACAAUCUUUAUUUAACGAGCAUUACUCUCAAUGGAGAACCAUCUAUUGAGCAAAUAGACAAACUUACUUGCCUUGACGAACAAGCCAAGAUAUCACAGGUCUUUGACUGCGAGGGCUUAUUGCUAUGCAUAUUGAAAGAAGAUUCUAGGUUUGUGGUUCUGAAUCCGUAUUUGGGGCAAACAAGGUGGAUCGAACCAAGAUAUUCCCAUCGUCCAUACGGAUGUGACAGGUUUAGUUAUGCUCUCGGAUACGUGAAUAAGGAAUCUUGUCGUAGCUACAAGUUAUUGAGGUUUAUAGAUUAUUUCUACAAUGUACCCGAAAAGCAGUUCUUUUGGUAUGAAAUCUAUGAUUUUGACUCUGAUUUAUGGACGACUCUUGAUAUAUCUCCACAUUGGCGUAUAGCAUUUUGUAACCCUGGCGUUUCUCUUAAGGGAAACACUUACUUUUGUGCUGCUGAAAGGAACGUAGAUGUAAAAGAAGUCUUGGCCAAUAGCUUAAUCUGUUUCGAUUUUACAAGUGAGAGAUUUGGUCCGCUUCUGCCUCUGCCGUUUAGUGGUGGGUAUCAUGACUAUACGACAUUGUCUUGUGUUAGAGAAGAGAAGCUUGCGCUUUUACUUCAGCACGAUGAAUCAAAUCCAUAUGAGCUUGACUUAUGGAUUACGACUAAGAUUGAGACUGAAGAGGUGUUGUGGAGCAAGUUCGUGAGAGUGGCAACAGCUGGAUUUGAUAGUUAUGUUCCAUUUAUAGGUGGAAGUUUCUUCAUUGACGAGGAGAAGAAAGUCGCCAUUGGUUUUGAUGAUGGGGAUAAUCGCCACAAAAUUAACAUCAUUGGAGAGGCUGGAUACUUCAGGGCAUUGGAUCUCGUUGGAGAUUUUGGAGACCAAGAAUGUAAGACAGAUCUGUGCUCUUAUGUUCCAAGUUUAGUGGAAAUCAAGCAACCUGAAGGAGGAGAAAGGGAACAAGAAAGCGAAUUGGAGAAGCUUCGAUAUGAUGAAAACAUGUCGAGACUUGUCUUACUUGAAGGGAAUCAAUGAGCAAUAUGCUGGAGGAGGCAAAAGGAGAUAAUGAGAUGAUGAAGACUCAAUUCACAAUGCCUUAUGUAUGUCUUUCAUUUACAUAUUCUUCUCUUUGAACAAGAUUACUCUAUUAUCAUAAA
Molecule: messenger RNA, 1409 nt
Organism: Arabidopsis lyrata subsp. lyrata
Lineage: Eukaryota; Viridiplantae; Streptophyta; Magnoliopsida; Brassicales; Brassicaceae
Product: F-box/kelch-repeat protein At4g33290
Exons: 1
Coding region: 187-1287 (366 amino acids)
Source: RefSeq, a predicted model, not a curated record